Molecule: messenger RNA, 1205 nt
Organism: Malania oleifera
Lineage: Eukaryota; Viridiplantae; Streptophyta; Magnoliopsida; Santalales; Ximeniaceae
Product: cytochrome c6, chloroplastic
Exons: 6
Coding region: 198-722 (174 amino acids)
Molecular function (GO): heme binding; iron ion binding; electron transfer activity
Source: RefSeq, a predicted model, not a curated record
GUAUUCUGAUCCUACUAUUCCUUGGAGGAGCCAAAAUUAACAUGGAAGUAAGAAAGGCCCACCAGGCACCAAGCUCACUCCGCUUGCCAAAAGGGACUCGCGCUAUGGUUUUGCCUUCAUAGUUGGGAGCCCGUGCCGUGGUGUCGGACUAUCGGAUUGCCAGGGUGGGUCGCGCCUAAAACAGAAAGGGAGAGAAUAUGCAGCUUUCAUCUCUAACCUUUGCUCACCCCCACAGGCCCUAUACCCUUCCCACAAAGGGAAGGGUGAAAUUAGAAGGGCAGAAGGCGGUGCCGCAAAGGCAAAACCUUGAAGCGAAGUUUCUGAAGAGCUUGGGUCCUACAGUAGUUGCUGCCCUGUUAGCCUUAUCUCCUAUCUGCAAUACCCCAGUGUCUCUUGGACAAACCACAGAUGUACGGAGAGGAGCUGCACUGUUUCAUCGAGCCUGCAUUGGAUGUCAUGAUGGAGGUGGAAACAUAAUACAACCCGGUGCAACACUUUUCAUCGAUGAUCUAGAAAGAAACAGGGUUGCCUCAGAAGAGGAGAUAUAUCGGGUUACAUAUUACGGCAAGGGAAGAAUGCCAGGAUUUGGGGAGAAUUGCACGCCACGGGGCCAAUGCACAUUUGGGCCCCGUCUACAGGAAGGGGAGAUCAAGCUUCUAGCCCAGUUUGUAAAGUUGCAGGCAGAUAAAGGGUGGCCUAGCAAUGAAAGUUAUGGGGAUUGAUUCCUGCAAAAAUUGUUGCUUCAAUUAGUAACUGUACCAAUUUAUAUGCAAAGAGUUAGAAAAAAUUUGUGGCCAAUUGUUGACCUGAACAGUGAACCUGCCGAGUUCUCCUAUAUGACCUACAAUCUUGGACAAAAAAAUGCACUGGAGGUUACCAGAGGGUGUUGGCUAUGGUAGUUUCUUUCUUUUCUUUUCUUUGUGUGUGUGUGGCUAAGCAGUUGAAACUUGAGAGGAUUCCCUUGCUAGUGAAAGUACAGUUUCCUUUUUUUCAGCUGCCCCAAACUCCCAUAAUCCGGUGGGGCACUCUUCAGCUCUCAAUCUUCUGCUCUGGCAUGGACCUUACCCGGCUGUUCUCCAGUUGGAGAACUUGGACAAGACUUAAUGGAAAUUUAAUUUUCUUUUGUUUGGGAGAGAUUUAAUUUGAAUUUAUGUAAAUUUAGAUUAAAUAUAGUAAAAUUAUAUUAAAUUUUACCCUCAUUUAAA